AUGAGUGACGUCAGCAGGUGGCAAUCAGCGGCAGCGACAGGCAAACCUGGUCGUCGGGCGCCUGGCAGCGCGCCUGCUGUCGCCGCUGCGUCCCCCUUCGAUCUCCCCUCUUCCGCCACUCCUCCGCUCGCCUCCUUGCGCCCAGUACCGCCGCAGGUCCCUCUCGCCCCGCGCGCUCCCCACCAUCCCGCCGCAGAUAAGCCGCUGGCUUCCGCUCAUCCCACGCGCUCCCUGUCAUCGUCGCAGCCGCACAGCAAAGCCCGCCGUCUGCCCUUCCGCUUCCCCGCGCGCGCCGUGUCCCCCAAGGCGCGCGCGCUCUGCCACUACGCCGCGCUCACGGUCGCCGCGGCCCUCUUUCUCGUCGUGUGGAUCGCCUUUCAGCCCGACGCGCCCCCCCUGCCCGACCGCCGUGACCCCAAUGGGAGGGCCGUCCCCCACCGCUCGCAUGAAGCGCUACGAGGCUGCCCGGUGUGCGGCCGCGGCGAGGUCAAGCUGCCGCCGUUGGUGCGCCCGCUGUCCGCGCGCGGCGCCAAGGUGCGCCUCUGCAUGGGCAGCGCCGCCGCGCCGUUCGCGCAGGGCACGUUCGUGAGCCCCGAGGAGAAGCGCGACGGGGCGAGCUUCGGCAGCCGGUUCGCGCAGCUGACGGUGUUCGAGGCGGAGGCGCUGCACGAGGCGGCGGAGGGCGCGGGGGAGGCGCGCGGAGGCGGCGGAAUUGCGGGGCGGCAGGGGCAGCGGGGAACGGCGGCGGUGACGACGUGGGUGCGGCUGCUGGCGUUUCUGGAGGACUCAGAGUCGAUCCGCAAGACGCAGUGGGAGGGGUGGGGCGCGGCGGAGCUGAGCGACGUGUACUGGCGGGGCGCGUUGCAGGUGAAGUGCCUGGUGUGGCCGGGGCACGACCCCGCCCUGCACAGCGUGGCGCCCGCCCUCGUGGUGGACGCCGUGGUGCGCCACCGCCACCCCUGGCACAUCGCCCUUGAGUGCCCCCUCCCGCCCUUCCCCUCCCCCUCCUCCGCCUCCUCCUCCUCGUCCCCCAUGGACCCUUCGGCGGACCCCUCGGCGGACGAUGCAGUGUUGGUGCGAGUGAGGGCGAGCAGGAGGGAGGCGAGGCGGCACUACGUGGAGUACGGGCAGCGCCUGCAGGUGCAGCUCGUGGCCGCCCUCAACGGCUCCAACCUGCGCAUGCCGCCCCUGCUGCUCUGCCGCGCUGACGGCGACGCCGACAGUGACAGCGACGGCAGUGACGGCCUCCCCGUCGCCCCGGGCAGCCACGCCCCGCCGUUCCCCUUCGCUGCGGUGGAGAGGGAGGUGGCUGCCGUGGCUAAUGCAGGCUCGGGAGGAGGCUCGGAACUGGCGAGGCUGAUGGGGGGAGAUGGGGGAGGAGGAGUGGGCGGGAAAGGGAGGAUGAAUGGAGCGGGGCGAGGGGAGGGCGCGGGGGCGGGUGGAGUGGAAAGAGGGAGUGCGGAGGAGAUGCAGAGGGGCAGCGCGGAGGAGAUGCUGGUGGACUAUGGGGAGGACGCCGCCACGGGCGAGCAGGGGGGCAGCGGCGCCGCAAAGGCCAGCAGCGGCAGCAGUGGGGGCGGCAGGAGGAGGGCGAUGGGGGCGGUGGCGAUCUGCCUGCGCCCCUUCCACACGCGGCAGCUCUUCUCGCAGGAUGUGGCCUUCUCACACGCGCGCCUGCUGGAGUGGAUCGACGCGGCGCUGCUCAUGGGUGUGGAGCGCAUCUACGUGUACGACCGCCACGCCACCGCCAUGGCUGCCCUGCUGGCGCCCUACAGCGAGCGCGGGCAGGUGCAGCACGUGCCCUUCCCCCCCUGGAGCGAGGUCUUCUUCCGCCACGCACUCUAUGCUGGCAAGGCCCGCGUGCCGUACCUGGUGAGUGCCGUACCUGGCUUCGAUAUUCUCCCUUGCGCCUCGCUUAGCCAUGCCUCUCUCGCCCCCAUGCCCCUCUCUCUCCCAUGCCCCCUGACGCUCACCCUUUUCCCUCUGUUGCACGCCUCUCCUUCUCGCCCCUCCCUUCCCCCCAUGCGCGGCCAGACCGUGCUGUGUUGCCUGGGAGUGCAUUACUCGGCUCACUCGUCUCCUCCCUCCCCAACCCCCCAUGCACCCGCAGGAUGCACACCCAAGCAAGGUGCCAGCCUGAUCCACCACUCUUCACUGCACCACAUCCUAUGUUCCCUUGCAUCCUUCUCUCGUCACUCUCCUCCCAUUUCUUCUCCCUCCACAUUUUCCUUCAACACGUCCUCCCCCGCGUUCCCGCCACCCCUCCCCCCUUCCACUCGCCCCGCCAUCAGCUCGGUGGCGAUCCACACCACCACGGCGCCGCCAGACUCGGUGGCAACGGCGCCGAGGGACGUGCUGCAUCUGAACCACUUCACAGCCACGGCCAUCGACCUCGCGCAGCACCCGUGCCGCUCCUGGGUGAAGCCCGUGCUGGACCGCGGCCUCACCUGGGUCACCCCGCGCGCCCUCAAGUGCCGCGCGCUGCCCUGUCGCCGCUCCACGCCCCUCGAGUGCUGGCCCUUCUGCAUCCUGCCGUGGCAGGGGGAGGACGACGGCAGGGGGCAUCGUGCUGGUGGGGGUGGAGGGGCAAGGGUGGCUAAAACGGAGAGUGUGGAGAGUGGGGAGGGAGAGAAGAGUAAGGAGCCUGUCGAAGAUACGAUGUAA
This is a messenger RNA of Closterium sp. Naga37s-1, 2664 nucleotides long. The record is from the annotation of a GenBank genome assembly. Lineage: Eukaryota; Viridiplantae; Streptophyta; Zygnematophyceae; Desmidiales; Closteriaceae.